UCUGACUCACACAUACCUGAGCCCCCUCUCAAAGCGUCUCGCGCCCCCUCCGCCACCAACGCAGACGCCCUUUCACCGUGGUACGCUCAACAGCGGAGUUGGAAAUCGCCCAGCCGAGUUGUCCGGACGCCAUGGACUUUUGGAAUUAGAAAAAACAGAAACAAGCGAAAUGCUGCUGUCGUUAGCCACUUUGGCCGUCGCGUUGCCCGGCGUGUACAGCGCGGGCCUCCACCUCCGGAACCCGUGCGGCGAGAAGAGCUGCUCACGAUACGAGUAUUGUUCGGACCUCUACUGCCAGAACUGCGAGCCAGUGUGCACCGUGGGCGAGCGCAAUUUCGACAGCGUCAUAUGCGAGAAGGAGUGCCAAGAGUACAUACACGACAAGAUCAAGGGAUACCAGACGGUCGAGGACGUCGCGAACAACACCAAGCAACUGCAAGGUUAUGUGAGGGAUAAGAUCAAAGAGUACCUGUCUGAGGCGGACUCGCUCAAGGCGACCAAAGACCUCCAGGAGACGAUAGAAUGGCUCCGCCAGCUAGUCGCCGCCUCCUUGAUCCUCAGCCUCAUGGUCGUCGUAGUUGUCGUUGCUGCACUCGGUUUCCUGUGGCUCAGAUACAGGCGUAAAAAGGCGGAGCAGAACAAAGAAAUUGACCUCAUGGACACAAAGAUACAGACAGUUUCUGGCAUGAUGAACAACAACUGCAAGGAGAAACUGGCAAAGUUGGACAUGUCGUCGAUAGGUUCGAACACGGCGGCUCCUUCUGUCGUGACCGGUGUGACGACGACGACCCCAAUCUCGACCCGGCACCCGUGCGAGGACGCGACACUAGAGUACGCCUACGACAACCAGGGGAUGACUCCGAGUCCGAUCCUACAGGAGCAAAGGAACGAGACAACUUUCUAAACUUCAUUCAACAUUAAAAAAAAAAAAUUGGAUGGGGGUGGCUUUUUUGGAUGUUUCCGCCCCGCCGGUCAGGGCCAGGCGGGCGGCAGCUCUCGACAGCAAGAACAACAAAAAGAGCGCGCUUUGGUUCCGCUUGGCCUCAUCGGCAUUUUUGGUCUUGUCGGAGGGAAAAAUUUGUAAUUUUAAAUCAAAAUUAUCCACUAAAAAAUAACCGAAAAUCUUUUUUGGAUAGGGUGGCUUUUUUGGAUGUUUCGGCGCCGCCGGUAAGGGCCAGGCGGACGGCAGCGCUCGACAACAAGAACAACAAAAGAGCGCGCUUUGAGUCCGCUUGACCCCACCGGCUUUUUGGUCUUGUUGAAGGGAAAAAGUUGUAAUUUUAAGACAAAAUUAUCCACAAAAAAGGCGCAUCGUGAAUCCGUCCAUUUGGAACGCGUCUUUCAUGUAUAUAAAAAAAUUAGUUUUAGUCAUUAGUUUAAUUUUUGACACAAACAAAGAAAACCUUAAUCAAAAUGUCAACUGCUCAAAAAUUACAAAAAAAAGUAAAAUUUAUUAAUUUGUUUUUGUCAGUAUUAGAGGAUAUCAGCCGUUAUUUUCUUUACAUUUAUAUUUAUUUAUAAGUUUAUUUGCUUUUAGUUGAAAAGUUCAAAUCAAAAUGGUAAUGUACAAAAACUUUUUAGGAUAAGAAUUUCACACGAUUUCGCUUUGUUACAAUUAUAAGAGACUAAUUUUAUACACUUUAUAAUUUAGGUAUGUAAGAUGAUUUGGAUUUCAGGAGCAUUCCAUAUCUGGAAUUGGAGGAGUCAUUUUUGUAUAAGGACUUAAAGUGCUCUUGUUAUCAGGGGUUUCAGUAUCAACAUAUUAGGACAAUUUAUCAGUCAGGACAUGUGUAAUCAGAGUUUCAGGAGGCUAUAUGUAUCUCGAUUGUAGGAGUUCUUGUGAUCAGAGACUCAUGUUAUAAAAGCUUUUGGUAUUAGAAUGUCAGGAUCUUUUGUGAUCAGGAUUCCAGCAGCUUUCAGUACUAAAUUUCAGUAGUAAAAUUUCAGAAGCUCGAAGUGUUUCAGGAUUAUAGGAGCUCAAGUUAUCAUGAGCUCUGAGUAUCAAAGUGUCAACACCUUCAGAAGCUUUUUUUUUAUAGUAUCGCAGGAACUUUUGCGAUUAGUAGCUUGUGUUAUCCUAAGCGUCAGAAUUUCAGGAGUUCAUAUUAUCAGGACCUUCAAGGUUUUAAGAGCGAUCAGUAUCAUGAGCUUUGGUGAUCAGGAUUUUGUAACGUUUAGUUUCUGGGUUAAAGGUUUUCAAUAUUAGCAUUUCUGGACCAAUUGUGAUCAAAGAUUUCAGGAGCAAAAGAAUUACAGGAACUCCAGAGUUAUUAAGAAGUUUUGUGAUCUAGAAUUCAGAAGCUCAUGUUAUCAGGAGCUUCUGGGCUUCAUGAGCUUUCAGUCUCAGCGGCUCUUGUUAACAGUACCUUAAGGAAGUCUUGUGAUCAUGUUUUCAGGGUCAGAUGUUAUCAAGAGCUUUCUGUCUCAGCAGCUUAGGAGCUCAUUUUAUCAGGAGCUUCAGGGUUUCAUAAGCCUUCUAUAUCAAUAUGUAAAAGUUUCAGUAGCUUUCAUUAUCAGAAUUAAAGUUUUUGGUAUUAAUUGUUUUACCAGACGAUAAAAAAAAGGAUAUUGAUAUACUUCAACAAUUUAGCUUUUAGUGCGCAUAUCGUCAUCCAAGUAAAAUUUAGGUUUAUUUGUUGAUAAAAAAAUUAAAUAAAAAAAAAUUAUAAGUUUGUUAAUUUGUUCAAAGCUUAGGUGGUGGUAUCACAACAAUUCCAUACUGCACAUUCCCAAAUUUUAGGUUAGUUUAUUUCUUAUGAAAUAUAAAUUAUUAUUAUUAUUAUUAUUUAGAAAUAAGAAGAGAGAAAUAAAAGAGGGCUGGGUUUGUUUUAAUUUUGUGUGUUUGUACAUAGGCUCAAAUAAGAAAACCGUCCAUUUAACAUGAGCCAGCCUUCUAUAAAAAAAAUUUUUGUGCAAUAUUUAUUGUUUUUAAACUGUAGGCUAAUUUUUGUUAAUAAUUAAUGCGAAAUGCAGAAAAAUAAUAAAAGACCCUUUAUCAGAGUCCGUCCAUUGUCUGUUUAUAGUUAGAUGUGUAAGUGUUUUAUAAUAAAUUAAAAAAAUACAAGGCGAAACUGACCGUCUUGUGUGUAUCCAACGCAAUAUUAGUAUUUUAAGUGUGUUGUACAGAUUUAAUUUUGUAUUAGAGUAUUGAAGUAAUGUAGAAAAAACAAAAUGUCUUGAUAUUAGCCUGUAAGUUAGUUGUCGCAUUCGAUGCAUCACGACUUGUGAUAUCACCGUUAGUUCUUUCACACUUCUGUGUAACUUGCCGUCCUGCUGGCAUAAAUGUACUUAACUAAAGAUACUUUUAUAACUGAAAUUAUAAAAUUAAAAAGGAAAAAUAUAUGAAAUUAUAUUGCAAAAUUA
Molecule: messenger RNA, 3363 nt
Organism: Cimex lectularius (bed bug)
Lineage: Eukaryota; Metazoa; Arthropoda; Insecta; Hemiptera; Cimicidae
Exons: 5
Coding region: 170-904 (244 amino acids)
Source: RefSeq, a predicted model, not a curated record